Molecule: messenger RNA, 1890 nt
Organism: Trematosphaeria pertusa
Lineage: Eukaryota; Fungi; Ascomycota; Dothideomycetes; Pleosporales; Trematosphaeriaceae
Exons: 1
Coding region: 1-1890 (629 amino acids)
Source: RefSeq, a predicted model, not a curated record
AUGGUCUAUCGUGUUCAUUCUGCGAUCAGCAAAGCGGCCGCGAUACGCCGCCGCAACCACCAAAUCCCUCGCAAGCGCCCCACCAAAUUCCCUCCUCACAAACCCACCUCCCGCGGUGUUGCUCGUCCAGUUUCUCCUCCAACGCCCAAGAACCGCCCCGUCCCCUCCCCAGAAACGAGGAAGAAGGAGCCGAAACCCUCCAAAUCCUCCACCCCUGCCCGUGGUGAGAACCGUACCACUCUCCCUGGAGUUGACACCGCAAACCUCAACGCCUGGCCCGUCCGCCGCAUCCUCGCCUCUCGCAAGAAACCCGGCGACCCCUCCAGCACCGAAUACAAAGUACAAUGGGACAGCAGCUGGGAGGAAGCCUCGACGCUCCGGGGCACCGCGCUGCAAGAGUGGAAGGACGCAGCAGAGAAGGAGGACACGUUUGAGUAUGUCGCGCAGGACGGCGGAAAGUGGGAGGUGCUGAAGGACGAGCAUUGGCUGGAGAACGAUAGCGAGGACUCGCAGUGGGAGAUGUGGAUGGCGAUCUGGCGCAACGCUAUUGAGGAAGGGGAGAAAAACUGGUUUGCUACGCUGAAGGAGAAUGACUUCGCUUUUGCGGACGAGGCCGAGGAGAAGAAGGCCGCAUAUCUCGCGGGGAAAUGCGGCUUGGAUAGGCCGGGCUCUGCGAUGGAGGUGCUGGCUGCUGCUUGGAAGGAUGGUAAGGAGAACUCACUACGGCUACGGAAUGAUCGGAUUGUCUACGCAGACAUCAAAGUCCGUUUCGUCGGCCAACUCGACCCUUGGUACGACGACGACGAUAUCGAAACCGCAUCCCACGACCCAACGCCUAAGCCACACCCUGCCCUCACCGUCGCACACGUUAUACGCUCCCUCCACACGAACGCCUACUCGCAGCUCCGCUCAGACGCCUUCAGCCGCAACCACGGCACAUACGCCAACUGCACGCACUGGCGAGCCGUCACGAAGAAUCUCAUCCACACGGCUCCAUUCAUGUUCCGCAGCGGCACAUGGACGCAGCUUCUUGCGCUGCUGCUGCUGGGCGGCAAGACGCUCAAAGCGGAGUUGGAGGCUGUGGGUGUUCGAGUCAAAGAGGACUGGAGUUUCAGGGCGAGGGAGUACUGCAUGCAUAUGUACUAUGAGCGGAUUGUGGACGAUCGGCCGAUUCAUGAUAUACAGGAGACGUUUUUGUGUUUGAGGGAGUUCUUUAGGGAGCUGGGGCCGGAUGAGGAGGAGAAGAGGGGGGAGACGGCUGCGCAGGAUAUGGAUGAGAGAGAAGGCAAGAAUGGAGGGACGGCUGGGCUAGAUAUUGGUGAGAUUGACAGCUUCGAUAUCACGCAGGUUCCGGCUUCUGACUACGCCUCGUGUCGUCCUCGCAAAUUCGACAGCCGCCUUUGCCUUGAUGAGAUCGACGACAAAGCCGGUGCGCCGAAAAGAACUCCGUCCGGUCGCUCCGAGCCCGUCAUCUAUGCUUCCACUUCGAACUCACGCAAUGGCAUCAAUCCUGCCCUAUCUCCAGCCAGCGAGCGUAGUGACCUCUUUGUCCCAGACACCAACUCCGACGCCUCUACCACCGACCCCACCUCACUCUCAUCUCUCGAAGAAGUCGAUGACCAGGAUAUCGAUGGACCCAUACACGCACAUGUUGGUGGGCGGGGAGAGCGGGGUCGCUCGUAUACACACAACACGUCGAAGCCGAAGGCAGUCCAGGAUGAGAAGGAGGCGCUUGAGGCGCGUCUGGCAGCGAUCUACAUGCGGGAGGCCAGUGAGCGGAUAGCAGAGAUGGUGCAGCAGGAGACAGUGCGGAACUCUGCAAAGCGGGCUUAUGGCUCUAUGGACCUUGCGUGUUCCCAAGAAAGAGAGAAGAAGGGGCGUUUUGAGUAG